Vespa crabro (European hornet) is the source of this 2190-nucleotide messenger RNA. It is a transcript of the gene Rpn1, whose product is annotated as dolichyl-diphosphooligosaccharide--protein glycosyltransferase subunit 1. Bases 141 to 1979 code for a protein of 612 amino acids. The transcript has a single exon. The record is from RefSeq and is a predicted model, not a curated record. NCBI's taxonomy places the organism in Eukaryota, Metazoa, Arthropoda, Insecta, Hymenoptera, Vespidae. Gene Ontology annotation, cellular component: oligosaccharyltransferase complex; membrane.
CGUCUGAUGAAUGCCCCUAGACGCCAUAAGAGUACGCCACGUUCAUGUCUCUUAUUGUCAGUAACCUGCAGUAACCCAUUUACCGGCACAACGAUAGGGAUUUGUAAAAUAAUCAUAAAUAUUUCUCUUAGACAAAUCUAAUGAUAAAAAGUAUGUUUCGAAGUUAUCUAAAUACUAUAAUAUGGAGUUCCACGCUAUUCUUGAUUUUACACAUUCGUUUUCUUAAUGCCGCCGACCUCGUGGAUCCGGAUUUAAGUUUAAAGAUAGUGGAAAAACAUAUUGACUUGCAAUCACAAUUAACGAAGAUCACAACGAGAGUUAUAUUAGAAAAUGGAAGUAAAGAUCGACAAAUACGGCAUUUUUUAUUUGCUAUUGAUCCUGGCCACAAAGGCACUCUCAGCUACAUAUCUGCUCAACGUGAAUCUGGAAGAAUAGAACUUAAAGUAAAAGAAGCUAAAGUAGACAAACAUCCAGAUAAGAUUUUUUAUUCUAUCGAUCUUAAAGAUCCAUUAUCGCAAGGUCGUACAAUGUCUGUAGAAGUAGAAACUAUAUUUACUCAUGAACUUAUACCACAUCCUAAACAGAUUACACAAAAAGAAAAACAACUUGUGAAAUACAUAGGAAAUGUUUACAUUUAUUCUCCUUAUGCAGUUGGAAAACUGACUACAACAGUAUCAUUACCUAGUCGCAAUGUUGAAAGUUAUUCAAAGAUAAAACCUGUGUUCCAAAGUGAUUCUACAAUUACAUAUGGUCCAUAUGAGAAGUUAUCUCCAUUUUCUUAUGAAGAAUUAACAGUACAUUUUGAAAAUAAUAAUAAGUUCCUUACGGUUACUAGAAUUGAAAGGUCUAUUGAAAUAUCGCAUUGGGGUAAUAUAGCCGUAGAAGAGAGCAUAGAUUUAGUACAUACAGGUGCUCAACUAAAAGGAUCUUUCUCUCGCUAUGAAUAUGCUCGUGAAACUAAAUCUGGACAAGCAAGCAUACAAAGUUUUGAUACCAUUCUGCCUGCUGCAGCUUCUGACAUUUAUUAUAGAGAUGAAAUUGGGAAUAUUUCUACAUCACACACACGUAUUAAGAAGGAUUCUGUGGAAUUGAAUUUAAGACCAAGAUUUCCGUUAUUUGGUGGAUGGAAGACACGUUACACGAUUGGUUACAAUGUACCGAGUUAUGAGUACUUAUUCCAUUCUGGAGAUCAGUAUGCACUAGAAAUGAGAUUAUUGGAUCAUAUCUUUGAUGACAUGGUUGUAGACGAGUUAAUUGUAAAAAUUAUUCUACCUGAAGGAUCACGUAACAUAAAAUUAAAUUUACCGUAUCCAGCAACACGUCUGCCAGAUAGUUUACAUUAUACUUAUUUGGAUACUACAGGCCGUCCUGUAAUUUCUGUUACUAAAAAGAAUUUAAUUGAAAAUCAUAUUCAAAAUUUUCAACUAAAAUAUACAUUUCCCCGUCUUUUAAUGUUACAAGAACCAUUACUUGUAGCACUUGCUUUAUAUUUACUAUUUUUGUUUGUUAUAACAUAUGUAAGAUUGGACUUUUCAAUUGAUAAAGAUGAAAUAUCAGAAAGUAAAUUACGUAUUGCGGGUCAAUGUGAGAAAAUAUUAGCUGCACAAGAUCGUAGAGUUACCUCAUACAAUGAAUUAGAUGACCAACUAAAUUAUUUGAAAACAAGUAAAGAUGCUAAUGCAUUUUUGUCUGCUGUAAAAAGCAUUAAUCAAGAAUACAAAAGUGCAACAAAUGCUGUUACUGAAAUUGCUCAACGUUUAAAGGGAGAAUCAGGGGAUAUGCAUGAACGUGUUCAAGAACUCCAAAAAUAUGACAAAAUAUUGAAAGAAUUGUACAAUCAACAACAAUCAUUAUAUGUAGAUAAGUUAGUUCCAGGAAAAAUUGGACGUCAGCAAUUUGUUGAAGCAGAAACAGCUAUUACAAAGAAAAAAGAAGAAUGUGUAGAAAAAAUAAAUUCUAUCGUUAAGUCACUUCAAUAAUACAACUUUCAGGAUUAUUUGUUUAAAACAUUAAUGCGUUUCAGAACAAAAGACUUAGUAAUAAUGGUGCAUUUGCAAUACAGUAAGUUUAUUAUCACGUUUGUAAAUUAAUCUUAAAUAAAUUUAAAAAACUAUAAAUGAUUAUUGCAUAAUAAAUAAUAUGGCAUUAAUUGUACUAUAAGAUUUGUAAUAAAGAAGCGUAUAAAAAUAA